AUGUCUGGCCCCUACGAUCAACAUCUUGCCUUUGCUCCCAUCUACGACCACAACAACCAAUACCACAGCCAGAGUUCCUACCCCAGCGAGGGCUUUUCAGGGUCAUAUCAAUCCCAAGCAUACUACAACCCUCAGAAUUACUACCCCGACACCCGCGCCGCCUCUUCCUAUCCCGACAACUCCUACCAACAAGGUGGCGCCAACACCGCGUACUACACCAACAACGGCACCAACCCACAAGGCCCUGAGGCAGAUCGUGGACUCCUAGGUGCCGCUGCUGGUGGUGCUGCGGGCGCAUUCGGUGGUCACAAGGUGGGCCACGGUGUGCUGGGUGCUUUGGGCGGCGCCAUUCUGGGUUCCUUGACUGAGGAUUAUGCAAAGAAGAACAAGAAGCAUGGAAAGAACAGCAAACACAACCAAAACACGGGCAGUCUUGGGUCCGUAGCGAGCAGCUUCUUCAACAAGAAGUAA
This is a messenger RNA of Fonsecaea nubica, 471 nucleotides long. RefSeq lists its product as hypothetical. Gene Ontology annotation, cellular component: outer membrane. The coding region runs from base 1 to 471 and encodes 156 amino acids. The record is from RefSeq and is a predicted model, not a curated record. The transcript has a single exon. Lineage: Eukaryota; Fungi; Ascomycota; Eurotiomycetes; Chaetothyriales; Herpotrichiellaceae.